AUGAUGGCGGAAGGAUUUCAAAGUUGGAGUCAUUCAAGGGAGAUGCAUAAAUACAACACUCUACCUCCCAUUCAACCGAUGGUGGCCUGGAUAACAGAGUUUGAUUUGCAGGGGGAUUAUAACUUCUACAAUUACUCCGGCAAACCAGGUUACAUCCACUCCAACAGCUAUACUUACUUGAGACACGAGGAUCAGCUCUUAUUUCUGGGCUCCGUAUCCGAAGACAGCGGUUACACCUAUUUCAAGGCAGAUUUUCACCACAAUCUCUUCAGCAUCUACAAAGAUAUUGAUGGCAAGAAGUUGUCGAGAGAUGACACCCUCGUGAUCAAGAUAUGGAUCACCGCACAGCCGACCAGUCAUAUUCGUUCCGUCUGGGAAACCUAUGCUUCUUAUUAUCCUUCGCAAACCCCGCGCCGAGAACUCGCUGGCUAUUCUUCCUGGUACGACAAUUACGAACGCAUCACAGAGGAAGAAGUGACGAGGACUUUGACCGCAUUCAAAGAACAUCAAUAUCCUAUCGAUGUGUUUCAAAUCGAUGACGGUUACCAAAUGCAGAUUGGUGAUUGGUUGCAUGUCAACGAGAAAAAAUUUCCUCGAGGCAUGCAACAGCUUGCUCAAACCAUUGCCGACGCCGGUUAUCUUCCUGGACUCUGGCUGGCGCCAUUUGCUGUCGGCAUAAACAGCAAAAUCGUUUCGGAGCAUUCUCAUUGGUUGAUCACCGAGCCAGACGGUCGAUUCAUGAAAGCAGGUCCCAAUUGGGGCGGAUUUUACGCUUUGGAUAUUUACCAUCCGGAAGUCGAAACAUAUUUGCAGGACGUAUUGGACGUUGUCAUUGACACUUGGGGAUAUCGGUUGCUGAAACUUGAUUUCCUUUUCGCCGCCGCCAUGCGGCCGAGGAACGGCAAGAGUCGCGGUGAAAUCAUGUGGGAUGCCAUGGCGUUGAUUGAUAAGUUGGUCCGGAAACGAGCCUUGCUCUUGGGUAGUGGCGUACCUUUGGCGUAUGCGUGGGGUCGCAUGGAUUAUUGUCGUGUCAGCAGCGACGUGUCACCGUGGUGGGAUCACACCAUUCUACGGUUCGCUCAUGUUCGUGAACGGGUCGCCACCGCCAAUGCGCUUCCUUCCACCCUUUCUCGCUGGCCCAUGGUUGCCAUGUUUGGCAACGAUCCCGAUGUCUUUUUCAUUCGUUCGACCAACAACAAGCUGACAGCCCAUGAACGGUACACGACGGUGGCACUGAACCACGCCUUUGGCCAGAUCACCCUCAUGUCCGAUAACGUCCAGCUUUACACCGCUGAAGAGCAUCAGUUGUAUGCGUCGACGUUUCCCAAA
Radiomyces spectabilis is the source of this 1329-nucleotide messenger RNA. Its product is annotated as glycoside hydrolase superfamily. Gene Ontology annotation, molecular function: alpha-galactosidase activity. NCBI's taxonomy places the organism in Eukaryota, Fungi, Mucoromycota, Mucoromycetes, Mucorales, Radiomycetaceae. The transcript is spliced from 2 exons. The record is from RefSeq and is a predicted model, not a curated record. Gene Ontology annotation, biological process: carbohydrate catabolic process. The annotation marks the transcript as partial.